GCGUUACCUUUAGUAAUACCGGCGCCAUCUUCCAUAUUUUUUUGCAGCGCAGGUAGAUUUCUGUAGUUACAGUAUAUUAAACCUGCAUAUUUGAUGAUUUCUGGUCAGACGUCGGAAGAUCUCAUCAGUAGGAAGAUAUUUUUUAAUUGAUUCUGCAACAUUUGAAUCUAGUCUCCACUGCAGCCAUUUUGAAAGAGCAACCACCAUGUCCGACGACAGCAUCAAGGCAGAGGAGCCCCAGGCGACCCAGCCAGAACCCAUGCCUGAACCCAAACCCGUGGCCGAGGAGGGGACUACUCAGGAGCCCGAAGCCAGCGAGGACAAGCCCGGCCCUCUGCCGACAUCACUAGGGGACAAAGAGAACAAACAGGAGGGAUCGUUCAAGAAGCCGCUGGACGUCAAGCCGCAGCUCUCUCCGGAAAAGACAGAAGAAGCCAAACUUGCCGCAAAAUAUGGCAAGCUGAAACCAGGUGGUUCCGACUUCCUACGCAAGAGAUUAAACAAAGGCGUGAAAUACUUCGACUCGGGUGAUUACAACAUGGAGAAGCAGUCGGGUAAGAUGAAGCUGAGACCGGGCAGCGGGAAACCGCCCGGCCUGGCCGGGAACCGGCUGGGUAUGCCCCUGGCCGCACCAUCUCCCCUGGACACAGCCACUGGAAAGACCAUCCCCACCCCGGCCACCAUACCGCAUCGGAAACAGUCUACGGAAAUCAGCAAAUUGGCUGUUUAAGAAGAAGAAAAAAGAAAGGUGGGAGGAGCUGGGAGGAAAGAGGUAGAGGGGAAAAGGGGGGGCAGAAAUGAAACCGACAUUCCCAGGGUCUAAAAAUUCUUUAUUUCUGGCUUGUCAGCGACACAUGUUAUAAGAAACCUACAUCCACUGCCUUUGUGUUACUGCAAAUUUUUAAACAUUUCAAUUUAUGAAGACACAUUCGAGAUAUCCGUAACUCUGCCUAUGCAUUCUCAAAAGUGCAUGCGGUUUGCAUCAUGAGUCCAGGCAUGUGUAAAGUUUACUGUACUUAAAAGGGUCGCACUUGGUCACCUGAAAUAGAAAGUUAAGGCAGGGAAAUGGAUUCUAUUUCCACAUGCGCUUUCGGAGGAUCCGAUGAAGCAUGUUAUGUGACAAGGUCUCUAGUGGAAGUCAAGCAGCGUGAAGCAAGAGAGAAUUUAUGAACAGACCUUAAGGAAUGGUCAAGGAAUUACUUGGGGAUCAUUGUGUGUGGGCCUCGGGUGGAAUUUUCAAUUCUAAGUAAAGACUCCAUGUCAGAUUCUGUUCGCUUCAUGAACGCACUGGUCUAGUGUAACACACCUGGGCAUACAUGCUGUGAUUUCUCAUUGGAUUGCGCAUGGCUAAGGCUUAAUUUCUGCAUGACACACUGUAGUCUUUCUAUCAGGCAAGAGGCAAAGUUUAAGAAAUGAUGGUCACUCAGGGAUCUGACAUGUGUCUGAGAAGCUGGAAAUGAAGACUAGCCAUUCAUAUCACUCUGAUGAUCACUGGAUGGACACUCUGCCACCCCAAAAAAUUGUUUCUAUAGACAGCAGAGAUAAGAGCAGGUGUCGAAAGCAAAGGCUCAGACCUUCAUGCAGUACAGUGUGACAUCCAAACGAGUGGUCAAAAUGUGACAUGGACUGGUUCUUGUAUUACCCCCUUCCACAUUUGAGCCAAGAGAGGGAGCUACAGUUUACAAACUUUCGCCCAGUUUCAACCUCAUCCAGGGAAGUUGGGAUUUCGGUUCUGCCUUCCGACUGUCUAAGGACAACUGCCUGUAAAAAGUGAACCGCCAUCCCUACAUUUAAUGUUUGAGCUGUCCGCCAAGGCCUGUCCACUUUUCCAAGCCACCCCGCCGGCCUCCUAGAAGUGUGUUUUGCAAGUUUUCAAAGUCCAAGCAGUGAUUCCCUAAGAUUUAAUCUGUUGCCAAAAGGCACCCAUUCCAGUGGUAAGCUGGAUAUAUUGCAUGACAGAAACUUGACAAGUAGGGAAAUCACCAGAAAUGAUCUGUGUGCUGUCACCGUCUGUUUGCGCUUCCACAAAAAAAAAAAAUUGGAAAAGUUGACAGGCCUUCAGUUUAUGUAUAUAAUAUUUGAAUAUUUUAGCAUUACUGGAAGGACGUAAUAUAAAUUGUGUAAUCCAUAAGUGCAGUGAUUGAGCGACCUCCGUGUACAUGUGUACAAAAUCUUUCUGUCAGAUACAGUAUGCUUUGCCAUUUGUUGGUUUUUUUGUGUUUCAAUAUUGGCUUGAAUUGGGUGCGAAGAGAGUUCUCGUCAGCAGACAACCUGUGCGUAAAUUUCGGUGUCCUUUGCUUGCGCUGUACACAGCUAAGACUCGUAGUUAUUACAAUAGCAUGGUUUGAGGUCUGAUAUAGAGGAAAUUCUCGUGAUAUCAUACAGUCCGUGGUUUCGCCUAUGCCACCAUAUUGGCCGUCAAGUGCAUGCAUGGUAACGUGUGAAAAUACACCUACGAGCAUGGUUUGUGCCAAAGGGUGCCAUAAUCGUGAAGAUACUUCACAAGAUCUGCAAUCGGAUUCCUGCCAAUCAAAAACAAAGAUCAAAAUGGAUUGCUGUAAUUCAACACCAAACUGGACUCUAAACUCACACGCGUCUCUGCAGUCUUCACUUCAAAGCGGGUAGGCCUUAUAGGGCUAACAUUAGCACAAUUCCCUAACUUGGCGCACUUUCCAUUGACUUUCGUCUCACAGUACUGCCAAAUCUUGGAAAUACAUUGUGCCCUGUGAACUCCAUCCAAGUCAUUAGCAGUGUCGGAAAACACGAUUUCUUUCAUGGGAUUCGUCAUUUUUUCUCAGCAUUGAUCCAAAUUGCAUGUUACUAUGCAACGGCUUGACGGCCAAUAUGGUGGUUAUUGGGAAGUCACGUAACAAUGUGACAUCGUUGAAUAACCUCUAUAGUCUAUAGUAUCGCCUUAAUUAGUUCUUCUCACCGGGGGGGGCUUAUAAUGCCAAUUUUGGAGGAGAAUGGAGUGAACCAGUCUUUGCAGAGAGGGUUUUGGAAUCUAACCAAGUCGUAAAGUCUCAAAAAAGAUCCCCUGGAGAGAAGGAACUGACAGCCUGUCGGGAGUAAGGAACUGACAGCCUGUCGGGAGUUGGCAGUUGCCGCAGUUGGCACAGUCAAACCAGCCGCCUAAAGGCACAGUGGAACAUGCAAUGAGGCAGUAGUACUUUACAGUUUAGUGUGAAACCUCUAGUACAUGUACGUGUUAUACAGUCGAUAGCUGUAGUCUUGGUAUGAGCCCCCGAGGGGCAGAACAGUCAGGACAGGGAAAGUCAUCUUGAAGCUACGUAGCACCCAAAUUAUGCCAAAUGGACACGGACAGAUUUCGCUCAGCAAGAUUUGGCAAGGAGGACUCCAAUACAUGCUUAACGCCAUACAUAUGAAGUUGACUCAACUACUGGGCAUACUGCUACGCAGAAUUCAAGAUUCCUUUCAUUAAAAAGUCUGACCACUGUUGAGUGUAAAUAGACCGACAAAGCAUUAACCAGCAAACUGCAUGUAGUUGUUCUAGCACGAGCAUAAUUUAUGUGGUAGUUUCCAACGACUGUCUAUUUUCUACAUUUUUAACCAUUUCCUGCUGGGGCAGUUGUCAAUGUUGAUGAUGCUGGGCCGGGAUAUUCAUCAUUUU
Messenger RNA from Acanthaster planci (crown-of-thorns starfish), 3631 nucleotides. RefSeq names its product cAMP-regulated phosphoprotein 19-like. NCBI's taxonomy places the organism in Eukaryota, Metazoa, Echinodermata, Asteroidea, Valvatida, Acanthasteridae. Gene Ontology annotation, cellular component: cytoplasm. Gene Ontology annotation, molecular function: protein phosphatase inhibitor activity. The record is from RefSeq and is a predicted model, not a curated record.